Messenger RNA from Belonocnema kinseyi, 733 nucleotides. RefSeq lists its product as uncharacterized. The record is from RefSeq and is a predicted model, not a curated record. Lineage: Eukaryota; Metazoa; Arthropoda; Insecta; Hymenoptera; Cynipidae. The transcript is spliced from 2 exons. Bases 42 to 683 code for a protein of 213 amino acids.
CGAACAUCACAAUUGUCACUUUUUUCUUCAUAAAAAGAAAAAUGAGUCCCAUUUUACGUGCUCUUCUUCUAUUAUUCAUGUUUUACUUUAAUGAAAUUGAAACAACAGAUUUGGAGAAAAAACGCAAGAUCGAUGAUCCAUCUUCUUCGAAGGAAGGUGAAGUAAAAAUCGCUCUCGAUAGCACCGAUAAACCUAAACAGAAAACGUAUCGUUUUGGCAGAUCACCGGCUCAGUUUCAACACAACAUUGAUCGAACAGGAAACAAUGCUUACAGUUUGUUUCUUGGACAUUAUAGCCGACGUCCUCUACCUCCACCUGAAGUAGGGGGAGAAGCUUAUCUUUUGUUCGAAGAAAUGGUAAACCACCGGCCUGAAUCUUCACGCACUAAUUCGAAAGGUAUAUCAAAAAAUGUAAAUCGCCAUUCGAAUCCAGGAUCUUCUAACCAACAACCUCAUACUUUACGAGCAAUAAAAACUGAGAAUUCUGAUCAUGUUUAUGAAACUCAUGAAAUUCCUGUCAGAGAGGUUUCUUCUAAACAUCAAGAUCUCCAGAGACAUCACUCGAAUAUUAAAAAUUCCUCAGGAUCAGAGGCGGUUAAUCGAAAUAAUUUAAAACCAGGCAAUCCAAAUGAAGACCAAACUGGUGGUUCUGGAGAGGCUAUCGAAAGUAAACGUUUUGUUUAAAAACAAUAUAUUAUUUUAAAUAAUAUUAUAGUGUAAGGUAUGUGCGUUUA